CCCCGCCCACUGGAGCCCUGAGCUGCGGCGGCCGAGGCGGCGGUGGCGCUUCCCCAGAAGCCCCUCCCUCGGGAGGAAAGCGGAGCCUAUCACCAUGGACAGGGUUUGCUGAUUACUAAGGCUGUGUGCAACUUGAAAGGGAUGCCACAACUUGAAGCAGAGGUUCCCUCCGAAGCACUAGAUCAGAAGGGCUGUACUGCUUCAGUCUCACCAUUAUAAAGAGCUGCUGCUCAUACACAAAAGCCCUUCCCACUAGAGUGAAGUUACUGGCUAAAUCAAGUUGACCCUCUCAGUGCUUCUAGUUGAUACAAGAAAUUGACUUUUUGCUACUCUGCUUCCAGACUGGGAAGUAAACGACACCUGCAGUAAUGCCUAUGUCUGAGCCUUCUAGUUUUCCAUCUUGCCAGCUUCAGUUCUCAGAGGUCUUUAAGAAGGUUGUUUAUGAUGGAAUUGACUUGAAAAUCCAUAGAACUGAGAUAACCUACAAUCAACCCAUAUAGUGUGUGAUAGACAGACAGAUAAGAGGGCUCCGUGUUGACCAUGGCAUCAGACAGCAAUGUCAACAAAAUGAUUCCUGUUCUCAGAAUUAGUCAGCUGGAUGCACUUGAACUGAACAAAGCCUUGGAACAGCUAGUUUGGUCCCAGUUCACUUGCUGUUUUAAUGGAUUUAAACCUGGACUCUUGGCUCGCUUUGAACCAGAAAUUAAAGCAUCUCUGUGGAUUUUUUUGUGGAGAUUCACCAUCUGUUCCAAGAAUGCAACAGUAGGGCAGGCUCUACUGAAUAUUCAAUACACAAAUGAUUUAUCCCAGAUACAGAAAUAUCAGACAUUGAGCAAACAACAGAAAUUAUGGUAUCUUAUUUGUACUGUUGGUGGGAAAUGGCUGGAAGAAAGGUGUUAUGAUUUAUUUAGCAAACGUCCAUUGGACUCAUUCCAAAGGACAAAAUAUUUUAUUAACUUAAUAGUCAGGCUUCUCAGACUCUGUGAGUUGCUAAACUUUCUAACUUUUCUUCAGAAGGGAAAAUUUGCUACACUUACCGAACGUAUUUUAGGAAUCAGAUCAGUGUUCUGCCAGCCACAAGGUAUCCGUCCCAUUGCGUUUGAAUUCAUGAACCGAGAACUCUUGUGGCAUGGAUUUGCUGAAUUUCUGGUGUUCCUUUUGCCACUUAUUAACAUGCAGAAACUCAAACUCAAGAUUUCUUCUUGGUCUUUACCUGUUAGGAAAAACUUCAAUAAUGAAAAUACAUCAGAAAUAAGUCAUAAGGAAUGUUCUGUGUGUGGGGAAUGGCCUACUAUGCCUCAUACUAUUGGCUGCUCACAUGUUUUUUGUUACUUAACGUAA
Protobothrops mucrosquamatus (brown spotted pit viper) is the source of this 1341-nucleotide messenger RNA. It is a transcript of the gene PEX2, whose product is annotated as peroxisomal biogenesis factor 2. The transcript has 4 exons. Gene Ontology annotation, cellular component: peroxisomal membrane. The coding region runs from base 541 to 1341 and encodes 266 amino acids. Gene Ontology annotation, biological process: protein import into peroxisome matrix. Lineage: Eukaryota; Metazoa; Chordata; Lepidosauria; Squamata; Viperidae. The record is from RefSeq and is a predicted model, not a curated record. Gene Ontology annotation, molecular function: zinc ion binding.